This is a messenger RNA of Sphenostylis stenocarpa, 390 nucleotides long. Lineage: Eukaryota; Viridiplantae; Streptophyta; Magnoliopsida; Fabales; Fabaceae. The record is from the annotation of a GenBank genome assembly.
AUGAAGCCGUACUCUCUGUUGUUGCUUCCUGAUGAUUGUUCUGCUGUAAAAUAUUCGUACUCCUUCUUGGUUGAGGGAAAAGAAGAUGAAGCAAUUUCCUUGCUGUCUCCUCCAAAAGAUUCUGACUCAGGAGAAGCACAUUCUGAAAAGUCAAAUAGAUGGUGGGUUGAUAUAAGAAUAAAGCUGAAGCUCUGCAACAUUUAUUGGAAUAGAGGGACACUUGGUGAUUUUGUGGAAAUAAUUUUCCCUUUGAUUCGUGAAUCAUUAUAUGUUGCAACUCUUCGACAGAAGAUUGUUAACAUUUUUUGGAUGAGGCUGGCAAUUCCACAACCCAAAACAACAACAAAGUAUGUUCGAUCUUGCAAUUCGUGGAUUAAGAACAACUAUUAG